UCAAACUUUGCAAUCGGCGGAGUUGACCCUUUGGAAAUGACAGAGGAUUGGAACCGCACAGCCCUUCUUGUCAUUGACAUGCAGAAAGAUUUUAUAGAAGAUUGGGGUUCUGUGCCUCUAAAAGGAGGGAAAGAUAUUGUCCCAAAUGUGAUCAAAGCUGUGGAGGCUGCAAGGCAGCGUGGGAUCCUCAUAGUUUGGGUAGUACGGGAACACGAUCCUUUAGGAAGAGAUGUAGAACUUUUUCGUAGGCAUCAAUAUGAAGCAGGUAAAGUUGGUCCAGUCUCUAAAGGAAGUAAAGGUGCAGAAUUAGUUAAUGGGCUGGUAAUUAAAGAAAGAGAUUAUAAACUUGUGAAGACAAGGUUUAGUGCAUUCUUUGCUACACACCUUCAUUCAGUUCUUCAAGGAGAAGGAAUUAAUAGUCUUGUGGUCACUGGUGUUCAAACUCCAAACUGUAUCAGGCAAAGUGUCUUUGAUGCUGUAGCAUUGGACUACCAACACGUAACUGUUAUUGUUGAUGCUACAGCGGCAGCCACACCUGAUAUUCAUCUUGCCAAUGUGCUUGACAUGAAAAAUGUUGGAGUUGCAACCCUUACAUUACAAGAAUGGAGCGAAUCCAAGGCUUAAUCUAUCAUGGAACCUUGCCCACAUGGAGGUGUU
Messenger RNA from Abrus precatorius (Indian licorice), 657 nucleotides. RefSeq names its product probable inactive nicotinamidase At3g16190. The coding region runs from base 37 to 624 and encodes 195 amino acids. The transcript is spliced from 5 exons. NCBI's taxonomy places the organism in Eukaryota, Viridiplantae, Streptophyta, Magnoliopsida, Fabales, Fabaceae. The record is from RefSeq and is a predicted model, not a curated record.